This is a messenger RNA of Limulus polyphemus (Atlantic horseshoe crab), 3451 nucleotides long. It is a transcript of the gene Sym, whose product is annotated as symplekin-like. Lineage: Eukaryota; Metazoa; Arthropoda; Merostomata; Xiphosura; Limulidae. Gene Ontology annotation, cellular component: mRNA cleavage and polyadenylation specificity factor complex. Bases 238 to 3288 code for a protein of 1016 amino acids. The transcript has 31 exons. The record is from RefSeq and is a predicted model, not a curated record.
AUGCAUACUUGUUAAAGCAGCUCAAACAAAAUCCUAAAACUUAAGAAGCCGGAUUUGGUUGUGACUGUUGAUGUAUGUUAUGGUCCGGUCCAUCUCCGGCAAUUGAAUGUGAGUGUGCUGUAUACAGCGUACAACUCGCUAAAGUUCCACGAGCGUUAAAAGUGGCCACAGUCAAAGGGUUAAGCAUCUAUGCCAAGGGCAUAUAUUAUUUCUUAAAACUAAAGGAAGAAAAAACAAAUGUCGAGGAGACCUGUUUCAACAGAGAGCAGGCGAAGUACUGCUGCCCAGUUUUUUAUGGAUGAAGAUGAGAAUCUGGAACCAGAGCCACCCAGGUCAACAUAUGACAGGGUUGUUAAUUUACUUAAUGAAGCAGCAGCUUCGUCAUGGGAGAGUCAGAAAGUUAGCAACUUGCGCCAAGUACAAGAGCUUGUGGUUCAUAAAGAACCAAACUUACUGGACAAUUUUUUGGAUGAAAUGCUUGCUUUCCAAAAUGACAAAAGUACAGAUGUGAGAAAGGUUGUUGUUGGGUUUGUGGAAGAGGCUUGCAAGAAGGACCCUGAUGUGCUUCCAAAAGUAGUCGCAAACUUGAACAUGAUGCUUUCAGAUGAAUCAGUAGUUAUUCAGAAACGUGUAAUUCAGGCUGCUACACGAUUAUAUAAAGUUACUUUAAAGUGGUUGUGUAAGGCAAAGGUUGUAGAUGAUAUUAUGGAAUCCACAUGGACUUACAUGUGCCAGUUAAAGUCCAGAAUUGUCUCUUUGUUAGACUGUGAAAAUGAUGGGGUCAGAACACACACAGUGAAAUUCCUGGAAAUGCUUGUUAUAACUCAGACUUAUCCAGAUCCAGACUUUCCAUGCAAAGAAAAAGAAGUCACACUGUCAGAUAUUCCUCUCACCUUGAAAAUAGCAAGACCUCGGAAGCUUCAAGAAGAAGCAAGGCAGAUGUUUGAGACUUUAGUCAUAUUUCAUGGCACGCAGCAUAUAUCUAGUGUGAAUUUAAUGGCAUGUAUGCAGACAUUGAGCCUGAUAGCCAAACAGAGACCAAGGUUCAUGAGUCAGGUUGUUCAGGCUCUUGAGGCUCUCCAUGCCAACCUACCCCCAACUUUAGCAAAAUCACAAGUUAGCAGUGUUAGAAAACACCUCAAGAUCACAAAGAACAUGCCAGGAGCAGAGGAACUUGGAAAAAGACAGAGAAGAGAUCAGGAUGAUGAUGGAGAGCAACAAAGCUAUAAGAAGAUGAAAAUUGAAGAAGAAAAAGAAGAGGAAGAGGAUGAGGAGGAAGAAGAUGAGGAAGAAGAAAAGCCAUUAAGGAUUUCAAAAGCAGCUACCAACACUGCCAUUGAUAUAACAGCAGAGGAUUUAGUAUCUCGUCUUGUUUCUGUUAAUGUAACAGAUUUAGUAUUGAUCAGCAUGCUGUCACUGCCAGAUACCAUGCCAGCCCAUUUCCAAGCUUCUUACACUCCCAUUUCAGUCGCGGGUACUGAAGGCCAAAUCAAACAUCUUGCUCGACUCAUUAGUACACAGAUGACUGCAGCAGGAAUUGGAAAAGGUGUUGAGGAGAUGAUGUUAAGUGUAACUGAGCCUGAAGAAGAAGAUGAUGGAGGAACAUCCCCUAAACACACCAUUGCCACUGUAGUAGGUGGACAGCGAAUUUCAAAGAAAAAAGACAAAACCCCACUUACUCUUCUUCCUACAGGAACCCAGUCGAAAGGGGCAAGACGUCUGAAACAGCUAAAUCUGGCAGAAAUCACUAAGCCUUUGUCUCAGGAACAGAAGGAAAAUAUGGCCAUAUCUGCUUUUGGACGAAUUAUAGAUGCUGAAAGAAAUGCAGCAGAAGGAGGUGUAAGUCAGGUUCGCAGAAGAGUAUUAGCCAGCUUAGCAACACAGUUCCGGGGAAAAGUAGCUGAAAUGCUAGAAGAGUUUAUAUUUCAAGAUAUUCGCAACAGAUUUGAGAUUGGUCUAACGUGGUUGUAUGAAGAGUAUGCAACAUAUCAAGGGUUCAAUCAACUUUCACAACUCCCAGGAACGCCUACACUUGAUGAUUAUAACAACUGUUUAGGUUCACUAAUUAGUGGUUUAUUGGAGAAAGCUGACCAGAAGGAUCGUGACAUUUUAUUUGUAAGAACAAAUAUAAGCUAUCAGAAAUUUAAAAAGCAUCUUCCGACAGGGUGGAGUGAAGAAAGUACAAAACAGUGGCUCCACCUGUACCUCACUUUACUUCCUGUUAACCACAAACUCAUACACGACUUAGCCUCAGUGUAUGUGGGAACUGUUGCUGAUGUUAAGAGGACCAUUUUACGAGCUCUGGAGGCUCCUGUAAAGGGGAUGGGGAUGAGCUCUCCAGAACUUUUAUUGUUGGUAGAAAAUUGUCUCAAAGGAGCUGAAACUCUUGUUACUAGGAUUAUACAUAUUCUAACUGAUAAAGCUCCUCCUUCAGCAGAAUUGGUAGCCAGGGUGCGUGAUCUUUAUCACAAACGUGUCCCAGAUGUUCGGUUCCUCAUUCCUGUUCUCAAUGGACUUAGUAAAAAAGAGGUCAUUGCUGCUUUACCAAAGCUCAUCAAAUUAAAUCCAAUUGUAGUCAAGGAAGUUUUUAACAGAUUGUUAGGAACACACGCCGAUGCAGGAACUAGCUUUACCAGUCCUUUAACACCAGCUGAACUCUUAAUUGCUUUACAUAACAUUGACCCUGCAAAAUGUGAUAUGAAAACCAUAAUCAAAGCUACAGGCCUGUGCUUUGCCCAGAAGCAGAUCUAUACACAGGAGGUCUUGGCUGUCGUGAUGCAGCAGUUAAUGGAACAAAGCCCACUUCCAACACUGUUGAUGAGAACAGUAAUUCAAUCUUUGUCCCUCUAUCCUCGUUUAAUUGGUUUUGUUAUGAACAUCCUUCAGAGGUUGAUUUUAAAACAGGUGUGGAAACAGAAAAAAGUAUGGGAAGGAUUUAUCAAGUGUUGUCAGAGAACCAAACCCCAGUCUUUCCAAGUUCUGUUACAGCUUCCACCCCAACAGCUACUUAAUGUAUUUGAGACAAGCCCAGAACUCCAAGAUCCUCUUCUUCAGCAUGUUCUCUCAUUCACUGAUCAUCAGAAAGCUCACAUUCCUCAGGCCAUCAUAAAUAUUUUGUUUGGUUCUGAAGAUGAACAACAAGAAGAACCUGGUACCUCUUCUCUUUCCAACUUGAGCUUGGCACCACAGGAAUCUUUGAUAACUUUACAAAACAAUGAGCCUCCUCCUCCAGGUCAUGAGUCAACCUUACCACUGACUCUUACUAUCAAAACUGAAGCAGAUUUCUAGAGUAUAAGAGUUGAAGAUGACGUCUUGAUACCUUUUUUUAUGGAGCUAAGAUUUCAAUCUUGAUACUUGAAAUUCGGGCUCUUUACCACAAGUUGAAGCUGUAAAUGUUUUGUACAGAUGAGACAGUAGUUUCAUUAAUGAAUAAAAUGUUUGUUUUCUUUCA